AUGAAGCCUCAGAUCAGAAACCUGAUGGAGGGGAUGUAUCCAGGCACAUUCUACUACAACUUUGAAAACAGACCCAUCCUCUCAGGUUGGAACACCACCUGGCUGUGCUACAAAAUGAAAACAAAGAAGGACCCCUCAAAGCCACCUUUGGACGCAAGGAUCUUUGGAGGCCAGGUCUAUUCCAAGCCUGAACACCACCUAGAGAUGAGAUUCGUAGAUUGGUUCUGCAACUAGAGGCUGCAUCAUGACCAGGACUACCUGGUCAUCUGGUACAUGUCCUGGAGUCCCUGCCCAGAAUAUGCAGGGAAUGUGGCAGAGUUCCUGGCCAAGGAUGGCAAGGUCACCCUGACCAUCUUUGUUGCCCACCUCUACUACUUCUGGGAACCAGAUUACCAAGAGGAGCUUCACAGACGGUGUCAGAAAAAACAGUCCCAUGCCAGCAUGAAUAUCAUGAACUAUGAUGAAUUUCAACACUGUUGGGACAAAUUUGUGUACAACCAAAGAAUGCUAUUUGAUCCUUGGAAGCAACUGAAUACAAAUUAUGCAUUACUGCACAGCAUGCUGGGGGAGAUUCUCAGACACCUGGUAGAUCCAGGCACAUUCACUUACAGCUUUACCAAUGACCCUUCAGUCUCUGGGCAGCACCAGACUUACCUGGGCUACAAGGUGGAGUGCCAAAACAAUGACACCUUGGUCCCUCUGGACCAGCACAAGGGCAUCCUCCCAACCAGGCUUUGA
Molecule: messenger RNA, 738 nt
Organism: Nomascus leucogenys (northern white-cheeked gibbon)
Lineage: Eukaryota; Metazoa; Chordata; Mammalia; Primates; Hylobatidae
Product: DNA dC->dU-editing enzyme APOBEC-3G-like
Biological process (GO): cytidine to uridine editing; negative regulation of single stranded viral RNA replication via double stranded DNA intermediate; defense response to virus
Cellular component (GO): cytoplasm; P-body; nucleus
Molecular function (GO): cytidine deaminase activity; RNA binding
Source: RefSeq, a predicted model, not a curated record